AGUAAAUUAAGUAAAUUUAUUGUAUUUAUUUUUAUUUAAAAAAAGAAAAAUUUUACAUUGGUUUUGGAUUUGAACAAAACUUUUUAGCUGUACUGCCUUAAAACAUUACUAUUGGUGUAUAGAAAAUUCAUCUUGUUUUCAAUUGGUAAUUAGUUCAAAUCAAAAAUGGUGAAAUCAAUUAAUGUCCGUGUCACAACUAUGGAUGCUGAAUUAGAAUUUGCUAUUCAGCCUAACACUACUGGUAAACAGUUGUUUGAUCAAGUUGUCAAAACAAUUGGUCUUCGAGAAAUUUGGUUUUUCGGACUCCAGUAUACUGAUACAAAAAAUUACACCACUUGGUUGAAAUUGAACAAAAAAGUGACAGUACAAGAAGUUAAGAAAGAGUCUCCUUUGCAGUUUAAAUUUCGUGCUAAAUUUUUCCCUGAAGAUGUUGCUGGUGAACUUAUCCAAGAGGUUACCCAGCGUUUGUUUUUCUUACAAGUUAAAGAAAGUAUUUUGUCACAAGAGGUUUAUUGCCCACCAGAGACAUCAGUCCUAUUAGCUUCGUAUGCAGCUCAAGUAAAAUAUGGUGACUAUAAACAUGAUCUUCAUAAAAAGGGCUUUUUGUCUAGUGACCGAUUAUUACCAGAUCGAGUUUAUGAGCAACAUCAAAUGUCCAAAGAACAGUGGGAAGAAAGAAUUAUGUCAUGGUGGGGGGAACAUAAAGAAAUGUUAAGAGAAGACUCCAUGAUGGAGUACCUUAAAAUUGCUCAAGAUCUUGAGAUGUAUGGAGUAAACUAUUUCGAGAUUAAAAACAAGCGUGGAACCAAUCUUUUCCUCGGUGUUGAUGCUUUAGGUUUGAAUAUUUAUGAAUCUGAAGACAAGCUUACGCCUAAGAUAGGGUUUCCUUGGAGCGAAAUUAGAAAUAUUUCAUUCAAUGAUAAAAAAUUUGUUAUCAAACCUAUUGAUCGUAAAGCACCUGAUUUUCUUUUUUAUGUCCCACGUCUAAGAAUUAACAAACGUAUAUUAUCACUCUGUAUGGGUAAUCAUGAACUUUACAUGAGAAGGAGAAAACCAGAUACUAUUGAAGUUCAACAAAUGAAAGCACAAGCAAGGGAAGAGAAACAAGGUAAGCAGGCUGAAAGACAGGCUUUGGCUAAAGAAAAGCAAGCACGAGAAGAUGCUGAGAAUGAAAAGAUAAAGUUAGAGUUGAGACUUAAAAGGUUUGAAGAAGAAGCGCGUUUAGCACAGGAAGCUCUUGAAAAAGCCAAAAAAGAGGCAGAAGUAUUACAAGAAAAGAAACGUCAAACAGAAGAAGAAGCACAUCGGGUCAAAGAGCUUCAAUUGGCAGCUGAAGAAGCACGUCUGCGUCUUGAGCAAGAAGCUGAGCAUGAAAGAAUGGAAAAAGCUGAAUAUGAAAGAAGAGCAGCUGAAGCUGCAGCUGAAAGCCAACGCCUUGUAUUAGAAGCUGAGGCAAAAAGAAAAGAAGCUGCAGAACUGAAAGUGUUACUUGAAGAGUCAAAGUUACGUGAAGAAGAGCAACGUAUAAAGUUAAUGGAAGUCGUUUCAACUCCUCCUGCAGCCAUGUUGCAAACAGAUGAACAGGAAGAAGAAAAUGAAAGUGCUGAUUUAACCAGUCAUGAUACUGUUGAUACAAGAGAGUAUGACUAUACAUCACAAACAGAUAAAGAUCAAAAACUAAAGAACCAGUUAAAGGCAUUAGGUGAUGACCUGCUAAAGCUUCGCGAUGAAACAAAGAAAACACAAGAAGAUAUUCUCCACGAAGGCAACUUGAAAGAAGGACGUGAUAAAUAUAAAACUCUUCGUCAAAUUCGACAAGGGAAUACUAAACAUCGCAUAGAUGAAUUUGAAUCAAUGUGAAUAACGGCGACAAAAAGAAGAACGAAAUUAAAUUA
Molecule: messenger RNA, 1895 nt
Organism: Hydra vulgaris (swiftwater hydra)
Lineage: Eukaryota; Metazoa; Cnidaria; Hydrozoa; Anthoathecata; Hydridae
Product: radixin
Biological process (GO): positive regulation of early endosome to late endosome transport; regulation of organelle assembly; positive regulation of protein localization to early endosome
Cellular component (GO): plasma membrane; adherens junction; microvillus
Molecular function (GO): cell adhesion molecule binding; nucleic acid binding; actin binding
Source: RefSeq, a predicted model, not a curated record